Molecule: messenger RNA, 3598 nt
Organism: Nothobranchius furzeri (turquoise killifish)
Lineage: Eukaryota; Metazoa; Chordata; Actinopteri; Cyprinodontiformes; Nothobranchiidae
Gene: pidd1
Product: p53-induced death domain protein 1
Biological process (GO): DNA damage response; signal transduction; apoptotic process
Molecular function (GO): protein binding
Source: RefSeq, a predicted model, not a curated record
AACCAUGACGCAGAACCUUUGUUUUUAAAAUUGUUUGGUAACAGGAAGUGGAGAAUAUUCAUCCCCGUAACGGGUUGAUCGUUUUUCUUGUUAUUCAUUGCUUACCACCUAGAUAGGUGUAGACAGUACGAGGGGGUGGUGAUUAAAUCUGAUCUUUGGUUUACCUUUUCAAUGAUUCUGAUGACUUUUAGCUUGCUAACAUCUAUUUUUGCUACGGUUCAUUUUACUCAUGCAUCAAGUAUGCCCUGUUAAAAUGGAUGGCUACCAUAUUCCGCAUGUGUGUGUAAGUGUAAACUAUAAUAAGUCAUGUCACGUAGAAGGAAACUUGGAGGCAGAUGUUAGUACGUCGCUCUCCACCCUGACGCACCGUCUGAAUGGAGAGAAACGGUGAUGAAGACUCGGUUCUUGAAGAAGCUGGAGACCAGACAGCAAGCAGGUUAGAGGAUGGGGAAGCAGGAGUUACAUCUACAGCCCAUAAUAGAUCUAUACAUGUGGUGGCUUGUGGGGAAACACUUGAGAACCAGAAUGAGCACAAAUCAAGAGAAACCAGGCUGAAUGUUUUACAUGAUGCUGUGUCUAAAGACCAGGCAGCAGCUGUGCUACCUGAGGAAGAUGCUCACUCUGCAUUUCCCAGUGUCAUGGACACCUGCUGUAAUCCCUCCAUAUCAAGCCUCUCUUCGUGCUCCUCAAGCCUUCAGAAUAUGAAGUUUUCUUCAUCAUCCUCGUCUUCCUGUGGACCUGUCGUGUCUCUGACACCACCCUUACCUCCGUCUGUGGAGCUCUCAGCCUUGUUGACUGAAACAAGACUUACCCUGGAUGUGUACCAGGGAGGGGCGGGUGUGUUGCCAUUGCUAUGGAGAUCCAUCCCCGAGCAGCUGAGGGGCCUCCAGUACCUGAGACUAGGCUCUGAGGAUCAUUCAGGGCUGGAUGGUGCUCUGGAUGUUUUACCUCAUCUGACGGGGCUGCGCUCACUGACCAUCCGGGGUCACCGCUUUUAUGACCCCCAAGGCGAACCCCUUCCGGGCCUCCUCACCACUUUUCCUUCAUCUUUCUCCACUCUGUCCCACCUCAUUCACCUGGAUCUUUCCUUCAACCAGCUCAUCUCUCUCCCAUCCUGCCUGCUCGCACUGCCAGAGCUGUCCACACUGCUGCUCUGUCACAACCGCAUCUCAGCUCUGCCUCCUGAUUUCGGCCACCUGUUGUCUCUAACGUACUUGUCUCUCAUGGGGAACGAGUUGGUGUCUCUUCCCUCGAGUCUGGGCCAGCUGAAAGCGCUGCAAACCCUUGACGUGUCACAUAAUCUCCUCCAGGAACUACCUGAUGAAAUUGGUUUUCUGGGGGAGCUUGUUAGGUUGGUAUUGUCCCACAACAAGCUGAAGCAGCUGCCAGAGAGCAUGGGCUCUCUCUGUUGUCUGAGGGAACUUGUGAUCUACAGUAACGACCUUCGCCUGGUCCCAGAGUGUCUGAAUCAACUGCCUCUGCUUAAGCUAGAUGUUCGAGACAAUCCUUUAGGAAAACCUCCAACACCUCCUCCUCUUCCUCCGAUACCUGAUCAGGCAGAAGCAAAAAUUCCAGAGUCGCACCUUCGAUUGAACCAGCACAGCUUCUGUGUUUCGCCUGCUGGGUGUCACGUGUUCCUCCCUGGGGGAGGCGAGCUGCUGUUCCCCCCCGGGUGCCUGACGAAAACCACUAAGCUGAGGUGGGCAGAGAAAAGGCCAGACAGGAAGUGGGUUUUGCUGGAGGAACACGACAUCCUACUGAGUCGUCCGCUGGAACUGCGUCCCCAUGGAAUCACAUUUUUAAAGCCGGUGGAGGUCUGUGUGCCAUAUCAUCGGACAAAAAGAGGGGAGGUGGUGCUGCGGAGCUAUGAUGGACGAUCGUGGAGCACUCUGCCCACUAAUCUAAGGAGAGGAAGUGAUGUCAGUAGCAGUCAUCCAGGUGGACGUGCGGCCAGGCUGGCAUGCUGCUUGGUGAGCCACUUCUCCUGGUUUAUGGCAGUAUCGCGACCGGUACAGGACAGUGUCUCCCUCACGUCUGCUGGAGCCCUGCUGGUGUCCCGCUCCGACCCUGGAAUCAAGCUCCACUUUCCCCCUGAUGCCACCGUGCAGACUCGCUCUAUAACCUUACAGGUGCUGCAGGUGUCAGAGACAGAGGUGCAGGCUCUGUGUGGUGAUCCUCAGGCCAGACUCAGCCCCCUCCUAUGUCUCUCCCAAACUCCCAAUUUACAUUUCCUGCAGCCCAUCAAAGUUCAGAUCCCUCUGCCUGCAGGAAUUACAGGUCAUACAGCAGAUCUGACUCAUUUACACCUGCUCCACGGAGACCCCACAGCCCAGACCUGGACCGACAUCACUUCUCAAGUGUCUCUCUAUGUUACUCAUCUGUAUGCUAUCUUCUAUAUCACACACUUCUCUUGGUACUGGCUAUGGUACACCACACAGCGCUGUGUUAGCGGGGCAGUCAGGAAGGUCUACCAGAGGCUGAAACAGUUCAAAGUUCAGUUCCUCGUCCUCCAGAGAAAGAGCGAUCCCUCUCAGGUUCUGCUGCAGUGCUUACCUGCUAAUAAGAUUGAAGGCAGAGUUCUGUCUCUGUCAGAAUGUUAUGAUGGCCCCCAGCCUUCAGACCUGUGUGACCUUCUGGAGGGAGAACAGUUUUAUGCUGGAUUUGAGAGGGGCUUAGACAUCAGUGCAGACAGACCGGAUUGCAUCGAGGGACGGUUGUCUUUUGUGUUUUACUCCAGCCUGAAGAAUCUGAAGGAAGUGUACAUCUGUCCAGCUGAGGGUCAAAAGGGAGCCGUGAGGGGACAGGUGUCCUUUUACAGAGGAGACAUUCCUAGUAAUUUACCAGAGGAAGUGGCCAGAAAGAGGAAAGGACUGGACAGCCAGUGGCUCACUACUCUACCGUUAAGACUUCCUGCCCCAAACUCCGAGAACGGUUUCAUCAGGGAGGAGCAGUACCCUCCUCUGAACCUGGGAGACCCGGAGAGUGGGUACUUGACAGAAUCCAACCUGCUGUCCAUCUCGCUUCAGAUUGGCCAAGACUGGAGAGUUAUUGGACUUCAUCUUGGCUUGAGCUACCAGGAUUUGGAGCGGAUACAAUACAAAAACAAGGACAACCUGGGUGCCUUAGUGCUGGACAUGCUGUUUCUCUGGGCUCGGGGACAGAGGAAUGCAGGACCUGGGGCAGCAUCAAGGCUCGUGGCUGCCAUGAUAGAAAGCGGACGGAGAGACCUGGCAGACGAGAUUGAGGACAUUGUGAAUUUAGGAAGGAAAAAGUACUCCGAUUCUCUGAAGAGAGUUGGCCUGGAAGCAGAGGGCUCCUCUCUUGAGGAGGUGCAGCAGUAGAUGAGCCUCCACUGGGGCACAGGAGGCUGUUUGUUUACAUCGACCCCCAUCAUUUCUCCUCUAGUGGGACACAGAUGUGACAGCCAGUCACCCACCAGUCCUACUUUUAUCUAAACAAGGGAAAGCAACAUGCAGUAACUGCACAAUGAACUAUGACCUCGUCCUUUUUGGCACUUUUUGUAUUAUGUAAAGCAACUUAAUCUAAGUUAAUUCUGCCUGGAGAAAGGUUCUGCUAGUAAAAACAUCCAAUAGUGAAA